Molecule: messenger RNA, 491 nt
Organism: Drosophila guanche
Lineage: Eukaryota; Metazoa; Arthropoda; Insecta; Diptera; Drosophilidae
Gene: VhaM9.7-b
Product: V-type proton ATPase subunit e 2
Exons: 3
Coding region: 107-379 (90 amino acids)
Biological process (GO): proton transmembrane transport
Cellular component (GO): plasma membrane proton-transporting V-type ATPase complex; proton-transporting V-type ATPase, V0 domain
Molecular function (GO): proton-transporting ATPase activity, rotational mechanism
Source: RefSeq, a predicted model, not a curated record
GUCAUGUGAUAUUCCAUUGCCUCGAAAAAAACUUUGCGAUCAGACUUUCGUGCCUUAUUUUAUAGUUUUCAUUCCAUUCGAUUAAAUAGCUUGGCUAGACUUCAAAAUGGCUGUUCCCGACUACGUGCCUCCCCUUAUUAUCACCUGCAUUUGGGGAUUCAUUGGAAUCAUCUGCCCGUUCUUUGCUCGUGGCCCAAACAAAGGAGUGACUCAAUGCUGCCUUAUGCUGACCGCAACAACAUGCUGGCUGUUUUGGCUGUGCUGUUACAUGACACAGCUGAACCCUCUGAUUGGGCCUAAAUUGAGCAUGAACGAAAUCAUGAUCAUGGCCCGUGAGUGGGGCAACGAGAUCAAAGACACCAUGGAUGUCGUUGUGUAAAAGUAGUUCUUAUUUACACAUGUUUUGUUAUUACAUUUUAUGUUCUUGCAUUCUUUAUUAUUAAUUUCGUUCAAAUCAUAAAAUAAAAGGUAUUAUCAAAGUAUGCGAAUAU